CUGUUAGAUCUAUAUAAAAGAGGAAUGAUAAACUGGAACACAGGACUGGUACACAGUCAAAGCGCAGAGAUUACUUCCUUCUUUACAGCACUCUCCAACACUGAAGAAUAAUGAAGACUCUGGUCCUGGCUCUGGUUUUUGCCUUGAUGCUGAUGAGUGGUUCUGCUCUGAAAUGCAACAACUGUGUUCCACUUAGUGGAACCGGAUGUAUUAACAAGAUUGAAACCUGUGGCUAUAAAAAAGAUGCCUGUAUCUCCGCCCGAUUCACCAUCUACCCCUAUACCUACUUCAAGAGAUGCAUCGCAAUGUCAGACUGCCUCCUUCUACAGUCCAAUCCUAACAUUGUAGCCCAUUGCUGUCAGAGGGACCUCUGCAAUUAAGAAAAUCCAGUAAUCAUAAACAUACCUGAUCUAAGAGAUGAUCUUUUCAUUAUUACUUAUUUAGAAACAUCAGCAGUGCGCUCGGUUCUGUAACUAAAUCUGUUUGACCUUGAUAAAGCUUGACAAUCUUGUACUGAGGAGAUGCAUUUUAAAUAAAGUCUAUUCAGCAGCAA
Molecule: messenger RNA, 553 nt
Organism: Hemibagrus wyckioides
Lineage: Eukaryota; Metazoa; Chordata; Actinopteri; Siluriformes; Bagridae
Product: CD59 glycoprotein-like
Exons: 4
Coding region: 111-380 (89 amino acids)
Source: RefSeq, a predicted model, not a curated record